ACCGCUGAGUCUCCACCUCUAAUUGUCUCGUCACCAACUCUAAGGCUGAUGCAAAUUUGCCUUCGCUUUUUAAAUUAGAAAUUUCCGACAUCCUAACAAGUAUUUAAGGCAGAUCACAAUGGAGGAGGACGGUUUCGAUCCCACUUUGCUGAAAAAGAAGAAGAAGAAGAAGACCACCUUCGACCUGGACGCUGCUUUGGGGCUGGAAGAUGAUAGCAAGAAGGACGAGACCAAGAUCGAGGGAGCUGCUGAGACUGGUGCUGCCGAACUAGAGGACACUCUCGACCUGGAGAGCUUUGGCAAGAAAAAGAAAAAGAAGAAGAAGCCCUUCAACAUGGACGAGAUCGAGGCUGCUGUUCCCAGUUUUGGUGGCGAUGAUGCGGCUGCCGCCGAGGAGCCAGAGGAGGAGGAAAUCAACUUGGACAUGGACUUUUCCAUGGCGAAAAAGAAGAAGAAGCGACAAAAGAAGGACCUAGAUGAGCUGUUUGCCGACAAACUUGACGACGACAAGACAGACGACAAAGAGAAUGUAGAAGAUAAUAGUUCUACUUGGGCUGGUUCCGAUCGCGACUACACAUAUGACGAGUUGCUUAAGCGCGUCUUCGAAAUCAUUCUCGACAAGAACCCGGACAUGGCAGCGGGUCGAAAGCCCAAGUUUGUGAUGCGUCCGCCUCAAGUGCUGCGCGUGGGCACCAAGAAGACCUCCUUCGCCAACUUCAUGGACAUUGCUAAAACGCUGCAUCGCCUGCCCAAGCAUCUGCUCGAUUUCCUGCUGGCUGAGUUGGGUACCAGUGGCUCCAUGGACGGCAACCAACAGCUGAUCAUCAAGGGCCGUUUUCAGCCCAAGCAGAUCGAGAACGUGUUGCGUCGCUACAUUAAGGAGUACGUCACCUGUCACACCUGCCGUUCCCCCGAGACGAUACUGCAAAAGGACACACGUCUGUUCUUCCUGCAAUGCGAGUCCUGCGGCUCCCGCUGCUCCGUGGCCAGCAUCAAGUCAGGUUUCCAGGCUGUCACCGGCAAGCGUGCCGCCAUUCGAGCAAAAACUACCUAAAUUCUCUAUAUAUAUUUAAAGCUUGAUUUUUUAUUAAUUGUAAAAUUUCAAUACAAGAAAAAACUUAUAUUACUA
Messenger RNA from Drosophila bipectinata, 1129 nucleotides. It is a transcript of the gene eIF2beta, whose product is annotated as eukaryotic translation initiation factor 2 subunit beta. Gene Ontology annotation, cellular component: eukaryotic translation initiation factor 2 complex. Gene Ontology annotation, biological process: translational initiation; formation of translation preinitiation complex; formation of cytoplasmic translation initiation complex. Gene Ontology annotation, molecular function: mRNA binding; translation initiation factor binding; translation initiation factor activity. NCBI's taxonomy places the organism in Eukaryota, Metazoa, Arthropoda, Insecta, Diptera, Drosophilidae. The record is from RefSeq and is a predicted model, not a curated record.